AUGUCGGACAAGCCCAACAAACUCGCGUUUCUGUCCAUGCAGGCACCCGCCGGCUACGUCGCGGGUCUCGGACGUGGUGCUUCGGGAUUCACGACACGAGCGGAUAUCGGACCUGCUCGUCUGACCGCUUCCUCGUCCGAGCACAGGUCGAACGGCAAUGCGGACGACGCCGAUGACCCCGACGAUGAUGGACCGGGUGACGAAGAGCAGGCACGCUUCCAGGAUCCAGAGAACGAAACUGGCUUGUUCGCCGGCGCCGUGUACGAAAAGGACGACCAAGAGGCGGAUCGGAUUUGGGAAGCUGUCGAUGCAAAGAUGGACUCACGCCGCAAGAAGUUCAGAGAAGCUCGCCAGAAGGAAGAGAGAGACAGGGCGAGAGCAGAAAAGCCACUGAUCAGCGCCCAGUUCGCCGAUCUCAAACGUGGGCUUAGUAGUGUCACAGAAGACCAGUGGGCUGCGCUCACCGAAUCCGGAAGCGUCACGGGCAAGCGGCGCAAGGCAGCAGCGAAACGAGAAGCGCGCAAUACGCGCUCGUUUGCCAUCUCGGAUACGAUCCUGGUCGGAAAUCGCGAUAGGAACGCCGUAGUGUCGGCGCUCACUCCGGACCAGAUGCAAGAUGCUGACCAGGACGCCGGAGGAACGAUUACUUCGCUCACCGAAAUUGGUGAAGCAAGAAACAAGAUCUUGUCACAUCAGCUAGAUCAAGCCUCGGCCUCUGGCACAGCUACCUCGAUCGAUCCGAAAGGAUACCUCACCGAACUUUCGUCCACAGUGAUCAAGAGCGAUGCCGAGAUCGGAGACAUCAAGAAAGCGCGCAGCCUGCUAGAUUCCGUGAUCAAAACCAACCCUUCUCACGCGCCUGGCUGGAUUGCAGCCGCGCGAGUCGAAGAAGUGGCAGGCAAAAUGUCAAAUGCACGCAAGAUCAUUCAGCAGGGAUGCGAUCACUGCCCACGAUCACAAGAUAUUUGGCUCGAAGCGGCGCGGCUCAAUACAAAAGACAACGCUAAAGUAAUCCUCGCUCGCUCGAUCGCACACGUCUCUCAAUCGGUCCCCAUCUGGCUCAAAGCGGUCGAGCUGGAAACCGAUAGCGAAAGCAAAAAACGCGUCCUCCGAAAAAGUCUGGAAUACAUCCCUGCCAGUGUGAAGCUAUGGAAGGAGCUGGUCAAUUUGGAGGAGAACCCAGAGGAUGCGAGGAUUCUCCUCAGUGGAGCGGUGGCGGCUGUGCCGCUGAGCGUCGAGCUGUGGCUAGCGUUAGCGAGGCUAAGCGCACCGGAGGAGGCCAAGAAGGUAUUGAACGAGGCGAGGAAGACGAUCCCGACUUCUCACGAGAUCUGGAUAGCAGCGGCGAGGUUGAUCGAAGAGACCGAGGCGGAUGAGGUCAAGGUGGAAAAGACCGUGGUCGCUGCCGUCAGAGCGUUGAGGAAGGCUGGGGUGGAGUUGUCGCGCGAUCAGUGGAUGGCAGAAGCGGAGCAGGUGGAGAGGCAAGGUAGUCCGAUGGUGUGUGGAGCGAUUGUCAAGGCAACCAUCGAGCUGGAUGUCGACGAGGAGGAUCGACGCGCCGUGUGGGUGGGGGAUGCAGCAACAGCGUUAGAGAAAGGGUGCGUCGAGGUGGCGAGGAGUAUCCUGGCGUAUACGUUACGCGUCUUCCCCGACCGACCAGCGAUCUGGACACAAGCUGUAGCGUUGGAGCAGCAGCACGGUAGCCAAGAAAACGUAAUUGCGCUAUUGGAACGCGCAGUGACAUCGUGUGCCAAAGCCGAAGAUCUAUGGCUUGCCUUGGCGACUGUCCACCGCGACGCGGGCGACACGGCCGCGGCGAGGCAAACGCUCAUCCGCGCGUUUGACGCCAACAUCGGGAGCGAGAAGAUCUCGCUCGCUGCGGCACAGCUCGAAUCGAGCCAGGGACAGCUGGUAGCUGCCAGGCGGCUGCUUGAACGCGCGCGUGUCGAGGUGGGUUCAGCACGCGUAUGGAUGAAGAGCGCACAAUUCGAGCGCGAUCACGGAUAUACCUCUACUGCUCUGUCGUUGAUCGAUGAGGCGCUGGUGCAAUUCCCUCAAUUCGCCAAGCUGUACAUGAUGGGAGCGCAGCUCUCUCAGCACCUCUUCUCUGGCGAAGAGAGCGUCAAGAAAGCACGAGAAUAUCUGGGCCGAGGAAUACGUUGGUCUCCCAACUGUGAUGCGCUAUGGAUCCUCGCUGCUCGACUGGAAGCAUGCGCUGGUCUCACCAUUCGCUCGCGCGCGCUGCUCGAACGUGCGCGCCUCUCGAAUCCCUCGUCACCGCUCAUCUGGUACGAAUCCAUCACCAUAGAGCUCUCUUCUUCUCCUCCGAAUCCUACGCAAGCCCGAACGCUCCUCUCUCGCGCACUUCAAGUCCUCCCUGAUUCCGGCCUGCUCUGGGUUCUCGCCAUCGCCCUCGAACCGCGCGCAGGUCGCAAGACCAAAAUGACCGACGCUCUACGAAAAACCGCUGAUGACAGCUACGUACUCGCCACCGUAGCCCAACAGUUCUGGCUAGAGGGCAAACCCGCUCAGGCUCGCAAAUGGUUCCAACGCGCAACCCACGCCGCUCCAAACAUUGGCGACCAUUACGCUAUCUGGUACAAAUUCGAACAACAACACGGCACACAGCAUCACAUCGACACACUUCAUACCCUCGUCCUCGACGCUAAGCCAAAAUACGGCCUACUCUGGCCUCAGAUACGAAAAGAUCCAAAGUACAAAGAUCGCACCAAUGUAGACGUGCUCAAGUUGGUAGCAGACAAGAUUGUUCCGCUCAAGUGA
Messenger RNA from Mycosarcoma maydis (corn smut), 2781 nucleotides. RefSeq names its product putative pre-mRNA splicing factor prp1. The transcript has a single exon. The record is from RefSeq and is a predicted model, not a curated record. Gene Ontology annotation, cellular component: U4/U6 x U5 tri-snRNP complex; catalytic step 2 spliceosome. Lineage: Eukaryota; Fungi; Basidiomycota; Ustilaginomycetes; Ustilaginales. The coding region runs from base 1 to 2781 and encodes 926 amino acids. Gene Ontology annotation, biological process: mRNA splicing, via spliceosome; spliceosomal tri-snRNP complex assembly. Gene Ontology annotation, molecular function: protein binding.